Messenger RNA from Entrophospora sp. SA101, 200 nucleotides. The record is from the annotation of a GenBank genome assembly. NCBI's taxonomy places the organism in Eukaryota, Fungi, Glomeromycota, Glomeromycetes, Entrophosporales, Entrophosporaceae.
GUUUAGAUGUCCAGGUAUGGGGCAUGGAUUUACCUGCUUCUAAAGUAUAUAGAAUGUUUCUUAUUGGAACUUUCCAAUUACCAAUCAAUUGGGAUAAACAUUAUAUUAUAAACUUGAAAAUUUUGUGGAAUUUGGGAAUUGGUUUAGAUAAUACAUUUGAAGUACUUGAAAAUUUAAAAAGUCACACUGCAAAAAUAUAA